UUGCUUGAUGUGGCUGCUUAUUUUAAUGAUUAAUUUACCUCUAAUGUAACCUAUUAAUUUAAAAUAUUGCACUAUAAUAAUCUCUUCAAAUUAUUCCUAAAUUCAUAGAGAAUCUGCACACGUUAAAAGAAGAUUUUAUUUCAUUAAAACUAAACCAAAAAGUAAAACCUGCUAGUCUUAGACCAAAAGUUCACAGAAGACCAAAGUGGAACUCAGAGGUUGAAAAUGUUUUGAAGUUGGAUGUCCUCUGUCAGCAAGAUAGCCAAGCCCAUUUACCAUCUACUCUUGACCAUAUGGACACUUCUCAUUGGUGCCCUCCUAAAAGUGCCAAUAGUCAGAGUGACGAGUCAUUUCUAACAGCUUUAAUUGAAAUGAAGCUCCUCUGAAAGAAGGUGUUUUUAAUCUUGAAGAAACAGAAAGGAAGAAUAAUUUUCACCUGUCUAAAUCUGCUUCAGAAGAAAAGAAAAACCUCAUCUCCUUGACUAUUGAGGAGGAAAUGGAAAAACCAAAUGCCAAAAUAAUCAAUGUGGGCUCUCCAAAAGCAAAAUCUCCCAGGCCGGUGAUGAAAGUGAGUGAAACAUACCCCAUCAUUUAUGCUGAAGAAGAAUAUAUGCAAAACUUUAUUUUGAAGAGGUGGCUGCAUUUACAUGGAGAUAAAGUGUCUUAUGACUCAGAAAAGGAAAAUGGUGAGGUACAAACAAAUCCAAAUUCAGUUUUACAAAACAACUGCGAUUAUGCCCUUGCCUUAGUUGGAAAGGAAGAAAAGAAUACUUUUAAUGUAGCUGUGAAGGGGAAUAAAAAGCUAAAAAGAACAUUAUCCGGGAAACGGAAAAUCACUAUUCAUAUUUUAUCUUCAGAUGGAAAAAGUAGGAGCUUAAAAGAUUCACAGAAGGAAAAAACUUUUGUGCAGAAAAUAGUUGGUAGCUUUCAUGAUGUUGAAGUACCAAUCAGUAAGCUUACAUCAAAAGACAGGAAUGUUUCAGCAACAAGGGCUGAAUGUAACCCUGAUGGCCUUGUUAUAUUUGGAGUAAACCCAAAAGCUGCAGCACACCAAUCUGCUAAAGCAAAUGCAGCAACCGUCACUAAAUCUCACGGCUCUUACAGCAAGCCACUAACCAUGGCCUCCCAGCUUCAUAAAAAAGGCAGGUUGGCUCAUUCAUCACAGUUGGAUUAUAUAUCCAUAACAAAACCUAUUAAAAUACCUGACUGUCCAAAUGUCAAUUCACAGUCAUUUCACAAAAUCUCAAUGAAACGUGAUCAUUUGGAAAACAAAAGGAUUAUUCUGUCUGGGGCUUGUUUUAAGGAAAAACCUCCACUUAGUCAGAACAAUGAAGUAUCCAAACCUGCCAGGUGUUCUCAACCAGCUUCUUGCAAGGAAGAAACAUCAGCUGAGAUAAAGCUAAAUAAUAAGGAACAUUGCAUAGAUAGUAGGAAAGGCCAAGAAUGGGAUAAUACUGUGGAAUUCUGGAGCAUUCGCAGAUCUUCAGCAUCACUGAAAAAUUCACAUGCAGUGCCAGACAACAGCCCUGAGCCCCAGAAAAAAGCAAUGCUACCUGAACGUCCAGCAUCAUUACCUGUUAACUUCAAUCAUCCAAUUAUUAGUAUACCAACCGCACAAUGUGAUGCCUCAGAAUUCAGGAUAAAAAAAGUUGAUGCUGAAUUUACAGACGACACUGAUACUCCAAAGGACACCAGUCGUUACAAUUAACUGAUGGUAUGUCUAACAAUGGGCUACCAAAGAUUUAUGGGAUCGAUCUAUUUCUGAAAUGAAUGCAUCUGCCAAUCUAGAUGUUAUGGUAAUUUUUUCUCAGAACAGCUAUUAUUCUGUACAUGAACUUAUGUAAGCCAUGAGAUGUUUGCCAUUACAAUGAAUUAUGAUAUAGCAAUUAUAAGGGGAUGUGUGUCUCUUAAAAAUUACGAUAAUUGAUAGGCCUUUAUUCAAUGGUUUUACUAGGCACAUAUAAGAAGCAUUAAACUCCUAUUUCAAGCACAGAAGUUACUUCUUUUAAAUCCUGAAUGACUUUGUGUGUGAACAUUUUAAUGCAUUAAGAUAUUAUCUUUACUUUUAAAUACAGAGAGAAAAGGUAUUUAGAGUAUUAUCCACCUUUCUUCCUUAAUUUAUUGCAUAGAUUUAAAAAAUCUUACAACAUCCAGUACUGUGAAUUUCACAUUGCUUAUCAUCUAUGUUGUAUAUUUCAAGAUUCUAGCCCAAGUCCUCCCUUGCAAUGUUAACAAAAUUGUAUUUAGUGGAAUUAGGCUUUUAAUAUUUAGCAAUAUUGGAUUAGGCUGGAGUUCUCCAUAAAAUACAUUGUAGACAACAUGCGUAGACUAAUGACUACUUUGAUUCACUUAUUCUCAGCUAAUAUUAAAUCACAGGCACUUAAAAAGAAGAAGAAGAAAAGGCUUUCAGCGGGAUAGAUUGUCUCCAUAUGGGAAGUGUUUGGAACUGAAAUGAAUGCAGGAGAUUUUCAUCAUGCUACUUAGAAGAUAUCUUACCAGAUGAAACUAAAUUUACACAUUGUACUCAGACCUGAUAGUUUGAACUUCUGAAUAGACAUGCAAUUUCACUCCUAUAACUCUUUCAGUAAGCAACAUGUAAGAACCCCACACUUCCAAUCAUUACGUGCCUAAAUGGUGAUGCAAGUCCAUGGGCCCUUGGCUUUAUCUCCUUACAUUGCUAGAGUACAUGCAACAUACCUGAGCACCUCAUUUGGUUUCUGAACUGAGCUGAUGUGUUUGUACAUGUAAACACUGUAUUUGUAAUGCUUUGCCUAUAAAUGAAAUUACUGAGGAACA
Molecule: messenger RNA, 2796 nt
Organism: Trachemys scripta elegans
Lineage: Eukaryota; Metazoa; Chordata; Testudines; Emydidae
Exons: 4
Coding region: 497-1708 (403 amino acids)
Source: RefSeq, a predicted model, not a curated record